AUAAAAUUGGAAGUGUGAGUGAGCGAGUUUUGGCGCUUAUAGCAAAAGCUUCCAGCAAAUCCGGCGGCAGCACAAACAGGGUGGUUGUGCAGUGGCGAUGGGAGAAGAAGAGGUGCUUCAAUCGGAAUCCGAUGUAGCAAACACCAACACCAAAGAAGAGUACUCCUUCCCCGCGCUUCGUUUCGAUGUCUCUCCUCACAGAACCUACCAUUUCCACCGUCAGUUCAUCACUCCCUCCAACCCUAACAAUUUCCACAAGGCCGUUAAAUGGUCACCUGACGGUUCCUGCUUCCUCACCUCUUCCGACGACAACACUCUCCGCCUCUUCGCGCCACCGGGAACUGAAAGCGACGCUUCCGUUGCUGCUUCUGACGACGAUUCCUUUGCUGCAAACGUAGUCAUGCAUGAAGGAGAGUCUAUACACGAUUUCUGUUGGUAUCCUUACAUGUCUUCCUCUGAUCUAGUGACCAAUGUUUUUGCGACUACUACUCGAGACCAUCCGAUUCAUUUAUGGGAUGCUACCUCGGGCCAGUUACGUUGCACAUAUCGGGCAUAUGAUGCAAUGGAUGAAAUUACAGCUGCUUUUUCUAUUGCUUUUAAUCCAGCAGGGACUAAGAUAUUUGCUGGAUACAACAAAUGUAUUAGGAUAUUUGAUUUACAUCGACCGGGUAGGGAUUUUGAAUUGUAUUCAACAGUAAAAGAUAAAAAAGAAGGCCAAACAGGUAUUAUAUCUGCAAUGGCUUUUUCUCCAUUUCAUUCUGGGAUGCUAGCUUUGGGUUCUUACAAUCAAACUGCUGCUAUUUAUAGGGAGGACAACAUGGAACUCUUGUACCUUUUGCAUGGUCAAGAAGGUGGAAUUACCCAUGUCCAGUUUUCCAAAGAUGGAAAUUAUUUGUACACUGGAGGUCGGAAGGACCCUUAUAUACUCUGCUGGGAUGUGCGCAAGUCUGUCGAUUGUGUUUACAAGUUAUACAGAUCAUCAGAAAACACCAAUCAGCGGAUACUGUUCGAUAUUGACCCUUCUGGACAGCAUCUUGGUACAGGGGGCCAGGAUGGUUUAGUACACAUAUAUAAUCUUCAAACUGGGCAGUGGGUGUCAAGUUUCGAGGCUGCUUUAGACACAGUUAGUGGUUUCUCAUUCCAUCCAUUUCUACCCCAUGCUGUGUCAUCCUCGGGCCAUCGAAGAUUCGUAAUUCCAGAGGACGGCAAUGAAGAAUUGCGCUUGAGUGGUCGUGAAAAUUGCGUCUCAGUAUGGACUUUCUGUUAUGAUUCAAUGGAGAUUGACAAGGAAAGCAAUGACAGUUUCAACAAUCAGUCUGGAAGUGGUUACUUGGACUGAAAUUCGUUAAUUCAACACUAGUGUGUGUUGUAGGCUUGUUGCCAAUGAUCAUAAUGGUUCACCGUUUAACUGUUCCUUGUUUGACCAAAACAGAGUGAAGUUUUGCAUGUCUUAUACGUGUAAAAUUGUAAAUUUCUAGUUGUAGCAAGGAUUUGGGCUUGUUUGGUUGUUCUUUAGUUGGUGAGAUAUUUGCUACUGUCUUUUACUUGCUAUUGAAGUUUCAGCCG
Messenger RNA from Vigna angularis (adzuki bean), 1566 nucleotides. RefSeq lists its product as uncharacterized. Gene Ontology annotation, molecular function: protein binding. The transcript is spliced from 14 exons. The coding region runs from base 98 to 1339 and encodes 413 amino acids. The record is from RefSeq and is a predicted model, not a curated record. NCBI's taxonomy places the organism in Eukaryota, Viridiplantae, Streptophyta, Magnoliopsida, Fabales, Fabaceae.